CUGACAUUUUGUAGUCACACACGAAGAGAGCCACAAUUGAGAAAUGGAUAGUCAAAGGGUCCACGGCACUCCUCAUCAGAGAGGAGUGGAUAACGAAGAAGGGGAAAAGGUUUUUGGAAAUAUUUUAGCAGAAUUAGAAUCUGUGGAUCUUCCCCUGGGAACCACAUUAAGAUCAAUCUACGAUGACCAGCCAAAUGCACACAUACGCUUCAUGGAAAAGCUGGACGCCAGGAUAAGGAAUCAUGACCGUGAGAUUGAGAAGAUGUGCAAUUUCCACCACCAAGGUUUUGUGGAUGCUAUCACGGAGCUUCUCAAAGUUCGCACUGAUGCAGAGAAACUUAUGGGCCAAGUGACGGAUACUAAUCGAAGACUACAAGAAGCUGGGAGGGAGGUGACAGCUCAAACUGGGGAGGUGAUUCGCUGUCGCAGCCAGCAGAGGAACAUGGCCACAACUGUGGAGAAACUCCAGCUCUGCAUACCAGUCCUCCAAAUGUACAGCAAACUAAAGGAGCAACUGGAGUCCAAAAGAUACUAUGCUGCACUUAAAACCAUGGAACAACUGGAGAAGAUCUACAUCCCUCGAGUAAGCCAAUAUCGAUUCUGUCAGAUCAUGGCUGAAAACUUGCCCAGACUGCGGGAGGAGAUAAAGGAGAUCUCCAUGUCUGACCUAAAGGAUUUCCUGGAGAGUAUAAGAAAACACUCCGACAAAGUUGGAGAGACUGCCAUGAGACAGGCCCAACAACACAGAACCUUUAACAGUGCAGUAGCAAAGCAGGCCAGUGUGGGCCACUACGCUAAGCCAUUGUACUCACUCAAUUGGCAAACACACACGCGCAACAUCCUCAUGACGGAGGAUGACGACGAUGCUGAUGAGGAGAUUCUUACAGCUCAGGAUCUUGUGGACUUCUCACCUGUUUACAGGUGUUUGCACAUUUAUGCUGUACUGGGAGACCGAGAAACUUUUGAGAAUUACUACAGGAAACAGAGGAAAAAGCAGGCCAGGCUCGUCCUGCAGCCACAGGCUAACACGCAUGAAACAGUGGAGGGUUACAGAAGAUACUUCAAUCAGAUUGUAGGAUUCUUUGUUGUUGAGGACCACAUCCUCCAUGCCACUCAAGGACUCGUGACCAGAGCUUUCACUGAUGAACUGUGGAAUAUGGCCCUGUCCAAGAUCAUCGCUGUGCUCCGCACACACUCUUCAUACUGUGAGGAUCCGGACCUGGUCCUGGAGCUGAAGAACCUUAUUGUCAUCUUUGCAGACACACUACAGGGUUUUGGUUUCUCUGUGAAUCGACUGUUUGACCUGUUGUUUGAGGUACGAGACCAGUACAAUGAAACUCUAUUGAAGAAGUGGGCGCUGGUAUUCAGGGAGAUCUUCGAAUUGGACAACUACAGUCCCAUACCAGUGGAAACAGAGGACGAGUAUAAACUGGUCGUCAGUCGCUUCCCGUUUCACGAUGCAGAGAUAGAGAAGCAGGACUUUCCUAAGAAGCUGCCAAUGUCCCAGUCUGUGCCACAGAUAUAUAUGCAAGUAAAAGAGUUCAUUUAUGCCAGCCUCAAGUUCUCUGAGUCACUUCACCGCAGUUCAACGGAGAUUGAUGAUAUGUUGCGGAAAUCAACUAACCUGCUGCUGACAAGAACACUCAGCAGUUGUCUGCAAAACCUCAUCAAGAAGCCACAUAUAGGGCUGACUGAGUUGGUGCAGAUCAUCAUCAACACCACCCACCUAGAGCAGGCCUGCAGGUAUCUUGAGGAGUUUAUAACAAACAUCACCAAUGUGUCCCCCGAAACAGUGCACACGACAAGACUCUAUGGCUUGUCUACUUUCAAGGAUGCCCGUCAUGCUGCAGAAGGAGAAAUCUACACCAAAUUGAACCAGAAAAUUGACGAGUUUAUCCAGCUGGCAGACUAUGAGUGGAGCAUGGCUGAGUCUGACGGUCGGGCCUCAGGUUAUCUCAUGGACCUGAUAAAUUUCCUCCGAUCCACAUUUCAAGUCUUCACACACCUCCCGAAUAACAACAAUGACCAUGCGUCGAUGUCGGGUAAAGUGGCCCAGACAGCUUGUAUGUCAGCCUGCAAGCAUCUGUCCACAUCAUUGAUGCAGAUGUUGCUGGACACAGAACUGAAACAGAUCAGCAUGGGUGCCAUUCAGCAAUUCAACUUAGAUGUCAUUCAGUGUGAACUGUUUGCCAGCUCAGAGCCUGUCCCAGGUUUCCAAGGAGACACACUGCAGCUGGCUUUUAUCGACUUAAGACAGCUACUGGACCUGUUCAUGGUGUGGGACUGGUCAACCUACCUCGCAGACUACGGUCAGCCGACCUCCAAGUACCUUAGAGUAAACCCAGCCACAGCCCUGACUUUACUUGAGAAGAUGAAGGACACCAGUAAGAAGAACAAUAUCUUUUCUCAGUUCAGGAAGAACGACAGAGACAAACAGAAGCUGAUAGAGACUGUGGUCAAACAGCUAAGGAGCCUGGUCAAUGGCAUGUCCUCCUAAGGUCAUAUAUGUCACUCACUCAAUCAUAGUUCCACACACACUGAAACUGCCCAGACUCAGUCAGACCAGCACUUGCAACCAAUACAUGAAAUCACCCACUCCAAGGAAUAGACAAGCACAUAGCUCAAACACAGAGGGGCCUGAUUUGCUUAAGAUUUGCCGGUGCAUAUUUUGUGUUUGGGGUGCUCUUCUAAAUAUUCCAUGGUACGUAAAUAUUCCAUGGUACGUAAAGCGCAAAACCUCUGCACCACAUUUACAUCUAUUGCCAACAGCGAGCUCAAUCUGUCAGAAUGAGCGAACAUGCAAUUUAGCGCCCGCUAUUUGGGAUCCAAGUAUGGCCCACAGAGUGAUUAGAGACGGCUACCGUACACACGGAGGAGCCAGUGAACAGACUCCUAAUACGGUAUACAAAACAAAAAACAAAACAAAAACUCGAGUAUUUGAUUUACUGUAACAAGAACAAUACAAACUAGUUUUGUUUGUUUGUUUCUUCAAGGGUGCAAUGAUUAUAACUGCAAAACCAGUACUGUGACAAUGACAUCAACGAGAGGAAAAGAACCACAAAUUGAUGGGAGGUGUUCCGAUGUGCAUUUGUAAUUCGAACUUCCAAAUCCAUAUUUUAAGCUUUCUUUUGAAGACGAAGUUGUUGUAUUUUCUUUUGAGCCCAUUUUAUCACAAAAUAUAAGAUGUCGACUAAUAUACAGGCAUUAAAUGUAGAUUUGUUUUUUUCUUCGGACACCUACAGAAGGUGAGGAAAAGAACGUUCAGUCUUUCAUGUCCAUAAUGUACAAACAAAAUGGCCGAUGACGUCUUAAGAGACUGAUGUUCAUAAAAAAAGAUCCUAUCCUUUUCUUAACUUUUAACUAUUACGUUUUCUGCUUAUUUUUUAAGUUCAGCACAAAAUUUGAGUGUUUGAUCGUAAAAUGGGUCUUUACCAACAAGUAAACCUCCUCCGGUGAGCCUGUUUAAAUGAAUGGCCGAUGCAUUAAAGGGAGUGUCUUAAUGUAUUUUAUUUUAUUUUUUACUCUUGAGCAUCACGUUUGCUUUUUAACGACUGCUAAUUUAUCGAUUUUUCUUUAAAGGGGACAUAUUAUGCCAAACCAACUUUUUCUAGUAUUUGGGAUGUAAUCUUGGCUCUAUGGUGCCUCAGCAAAUAGGGGAAAUCGGAAUUAUAAUCCUCCACGCAUUCCUGAGUUCCAGACGUUUUUCUGCCGAGAAGCCUGAAAUCACGUCAAUGGAAUUUCUCAAGCUUAUGUACGUCACUAGCGGAGAUCCGCUCCCGAGCCAGCCGUGUCAACGUAAAAAAUGUGUGGGAGGUAACCAAUCAGCGGAAAGUAUAUAUGGACAAAGCGGAUACAAAACUGGGUCAAACAGAAGUAGAUGUCAGAGGGGCCUUUUCUGGACACUCAUGACAAAACCAAUGUGUUUUUGGAAAUUAAAUUGACACUUUUAUACUAAAUCCAUGUUAGAGAAUCACUCUUUGGAGGUCUAUGUAAAUAUCCAAAAUACGGGACCUUUAAAAAAAAAAAAAAAAAAAAAAACCAGGGUCUUCCCAGAAAAGUUUCCUAGAUUCCAAAGAACUCAAGGUUGCGGCCACAUAGACUCAUUCAGGACAGCUCAAUAAAUGCUGUCAAAAUAAUCCACAAAAAUCACAGACUUGAAGAAACUGUCUAUACAACGUACUACAUUUGCAAUCUGAUGAGAAAAAUAUAAGAUGACAUUCCUGCUGCAUUAAGUACGUCUUAAAUUGCCAUUUGCAGUACUGUCGCACUGCUGACAGAAAGUAGCGCCAACACACUUUUAAUGGAUGCCAAUAUGAGGUACUACCAUCAUUUAUGAUUUUGAAUGAAAUGUGUUUGUUGUCUCUGCAUCCAAAUACUGUAAUCUGGUGAUGUAUGAAAAAGUCUUUGUGUCUUUCCAAAUGAUACUUUAUUUGAUGGAUUCUCAUUUUGCACACCUCACAAAGUAUUUGCCAAAGUACGAUGAGAAAUCUGCUAGACGCAGUCCACAUCUGGCAUGGACCAUGCGUCUAAGUCAAUGGGCAGCAAUAUAGUACAUGAUUAAAAAUUGUUAGACCAUCAUCACACACACUGAUUUUAAGAUCGUGUUUGGAGAUGGCAGCGAUGUGGUUCCAUUGAUAAUUUCAACUCUUGUGUGUGUUGCCCUUUUCCUUUGUAAAUGACACCAAAAGAAAAUGUAAAAUGGGUGGGGGUGAUGUUAUGAUAAUGUAUACUUGUAUAUUUAACAUUUCAAGAGCUUUUAAAUUUUACAUUUUGAAUUCUCGAGUUUUGUUCCUCAGGGUGAAAUGGGUCUUAUGAAUGUGUUCUAUUCAUAAAGCACAGCAAUAAUGACUUGGCUUCCUUUCAGCCUUGCUGGCAGGUUUAACGUUGAACCCUGCCUGCUGACGAUGACCAUUUUUGUAAUGUAUCUGUCGUUAUUCUGUGCUCUCAGCGGACACAUUUUUACUGUACCGUUUGGCUUCUUAUUAGAAUUACGUUGUACAUUUUCAACGGUUGCUUGUACACUCCCAAAAUGAUUGGCGCAGUGAGGACGAUUGACUUUAGUUUUCAUGAAAACCUUUUGGUCAAACGAUCAAUACGCUAUCAAUGUUUUUGUCUUCUUCUCACUUUUUAUUUGGAAUGCCCUGUAGAUCAAGAAGUACAGUGCAGAAAAAGAACCCCAAAAACAACAGCUGAAAGAGGCUGCGGCGAAAGCCUGGAAAUGGAAAAAAGUCUUCAUCUUGUUCACUUUAAUCGAUUAGUAGUGGACACUAUACAUUUGCAAAGCGCAUUUCAAAGAUUUUAAACAUCUGGAGGUUAUUGCUGACCUCAAUAUUUUCUUCCAUCCAUCCAUCUUCUACCGCUUAUCCGAGGUCGGGUCGCGGGGGCAGUAGCUUUAGCAGGGACGCCCAGACUUCCCUUUCCCCAGCCACUUCAUCCGUCCCUUCCGGGGGGAUCCCGAGGCGUUCCCGGGCCGGCCGAAGGACGACGUCUCUCCGCCGUGUCCUGGGUCGUCCCCGGGGUCUCCUCCCGGUGGGACGUGCCCGGGAACGCCUCACCUUCUUUAUUUAUUUUUGUUUGUUUGUUUUGUGGAAUAGUGGACAACAAAAUGAGCAAAGUUAUGUAAUUGCUCUCAACUCAAUCGCAUGGUUUAACUGAGAAUGCUACGUUGGGAUAUACAUUUUCAAAAAUAUGUUUAUGGGCAAAUGUUUACGUACAAUUCCAGACAAACGUUUGUCGUUCUACUCUGUAAGACACCCUCAAAAAGUUUUUUUUAAUUUGGUGUGAUGUACUAAAUAUUAAUUCAUCAGUAAAUGAUCAUUCUUGUUAAAUACAAAGCAAGUGUGUCAAUGAUGAGAUUUGGAAGUUCAGUGAAAUAAAAAUGCAAUUUAC
Phycodurus eques (leafy seadragon) is the source of this 5889-nucleotide messenger RNA. It is a transcript of the gene exoc6, whose product is annotated as exocyst complex component 6. The transcript is spliced from 24 exons. Gene Ontology annotation, biological process: Golgi to plasma membrane transport; intracellular protein transport; exocytosis. Gene Ontology annotation, cellular component: exocyst; membrane. The record is from RefSeq and is a predicted model, not a curated record. Lineage: Eukaryota; Metazoa; Chordata; Actinopteri; Syngnathiformes; Syngnathidae. Bases 44 to 2497 code for a protein of 817 amino acids.